GGGCGAGGGCAUCGACGCUCUCGAUCAAUUACGCCGCAGCUAACUACUUUUAAACUGUGCAACUACUUUCACACACCUUUUAUAUAUAUUUUCGAUUUGACUGACAAGAGAGAAUCACGGCGCUCGCGGUGUAGGCUGAGCACAGGGCGGCAUCGCCCGGGCUGAAACUGCGUUGCGAGCGGGACGCAAGCGCGAAAACCUAAUUAAUUUGUCCACUUUCCGAUCGUCGUAGCCCACCAGCACCGGCUGCCGCGAAAACCACAGCGAAACGCCGCCGAAGCAAAAAGCGCGCCGCGACACGACUGCGACACGAGUCGUACAUCACAACCAUGGCGGAGAUGGCCAUGCAAGACACGGCCAUGGACGAUUUGGAGAUGGACGAGAUGUUCGACAAACACCUGGAGGAGCACGAAGCCCCGUUUGAUGAUGAUCAAGCCACAGGACGCAGCAACGCAGUCCCGGCGCAUGUGCAGCAGCGCCACUCCCAGUUCGACGACGUCGACGACGACGACGCGUCCAUGGGCGACCUCGAGAACUACGAGGAGGCCGAGUACGUGCCUGGGAGUUCGCUGACGCCGCAAGCGUCCCUACCGCCACAAAACGAUCCGUUCGGCUUCCAGCGGCAACAACCGCAAAGCCAACCCUGGGGCGUGCCGCCGAAGCAAGGCAUGAAAAGAGUUGCUAGUAGAGAAUUACAACAACCUCCGACGCAAGAGGUGGCGCCUUGUGCCGCGGACUUUAAAAUAAUAAGAGUCAUCGGCAAGGGGUCGUUUGGCAAAGUCUUCUUAGUGCGACAGGUGCGCACGAACAAGACCUUCGCCAUGAAGGUGCUGAAGAAGGAGAACAUCGUUAAGCGCAAUCAAGUGGAACAUACGCGUACGGAACGUUCGGUAUUAGGCUACGUGCGCCACCCCUUCGUCGUGGGUCUGCAGAUGGCCUUCCAGACGAGAGAUAAGCUCUUCUUCGUGCUCGAUUAUUGCGCGGGCGGGGAGUUGUUCUGCCAUCUACAAAGACUGGGCAAGUUCGCCGAGCCUCGGGCUCGCUUCUACACUGCCGAGUUAGUCCUAGCCUUGGCUCAUGUGCACGCGUUAGGCGUGGUCUACAGAGAUCUGAAACCAGAAAACGUUUUACUGGACGCGCGAGGCCACGUGCGCCUGACCGACUUUGGCCUGAGCAAGGAGGGCGUGACGCUCCACGCGAAAGGGGCGCACUCCUUUUGUGGCACGCCGGAAUACUUAGCACCGGAGAUCCUAGCGAGACGGGGCCACGGCCGCGCCGUGGACUGGUGGUCGCUCGGCGCUCUAUUGUAUGAAAUGCUCACGGGGCUACCCCCGUUCUACUCCAGAGAUAGGGAGAAGCUGUUCGAGGGCAUCAAGCACGGGGAAUUGGGCUACCCCGGGCACUUGUCGCCGGACGCGAAGGCUAUCUUGCGGGCGUUGCUGGAGCGGGACCCCGCCAGACGGCUGGGUAGUGGCCCGGGCGACGCGGAUGAAAUACGAGCGCACACGUUCUUCGCGAGGGUCGACUGGGACGCUCUGUUGGACGGCACGGCGCCGCCGCCCUGGCAGCCGACCGUCGUCGGGUCGCUGGAUACGUCCCAGUUCGACCGGGAGUUUACUUCCCUCCCGAUCCACUCGCCGCCGGCGCGGGCGCACGCGAUGCCGCCCGGGAGCACGCCCCAGGACGACACGUUCUCGGGCUUCACCUACUCCGAGCGGCGGCUCCACCCCGGCGCGACGCCGAAGAGCGCGCGGCGCUGAUGAUGGAAAUUCCCCCCCGGCCGCCUUCAAGGGGCGCCCGGCCUGCCA
This is a messenger RNA of Pelagomonas calceolata, 1808 nucleotides long. Lineage: Eukaryota; Pelagophyceae; Pelagomonadales; Pelagomonadaceae. The record is from the annotation of a GenBank genome assembly.